AGUCGGAUUAUUUCGGAUCGUCUGGUGUUGGCAUACAGUUAUAUAUCGUGCACUAUUCUGAAAGAAUCAACAACAUGCCUUUGACAUUGAAACAUUUUCGAUCUGGGAGUACGUAUCCCGAGCCCACACCGGGAAAGUUGCGACUGUACAGCAUGCAGUCCUGUCCCUACGCCCACAGAACAAGGAUGGUGCUGCUACACAAGGGUAUCGAUCAUGAAAUUGUAAAUAUUCAUCUACAAGACAAACCUGAAUGGUUCUUGGAGAAAAUUACUCCCCUUGGCAAAGUUCCAACCAUCCAACUUGACGACAGGAUCGUUUUUGACUCGCUCAUCGUCAACGAUUAUCUUGACGCCAUGUAUCCUGAAACUAAACUGAACCCAGAUGACCCUUACCAGCUGGCACGUGACCGGAUGUUAUUGGAAAAAUAUGGGAAGUUCAGUGGUGCUUUCCACAAGGUAUUUUUUACCUUUGCUGGGGACAAAGAAGCCAACGAGAAUAUGUUUGCCGCCUUAGAUGAGUUCGAACUUGACAUUAAGAAGCGAGGGACUCCUUUCCUUGGAGGUGACAAGCCGAUGAUGGUGGAUUUUAACACCUGGCCGCACAUUGUGAUUUUACCUCUUCUGGCUUACUCCUUAAAUAACCCAGAACUAGAACUAUCUCCUGACAGGUACCCGGCAGUGACGUCAUGGAUAAACAAGAUGGAGGAAGUUCCCGCAGUUCAACAGACAAAAUUUGAUAAAGACCAGUAUAAACAGUUCAUUGAAACGUACAAAGCUAAAAAGGUGGAUUAUGAUGUGUUCAUAGUGGAAUGAAAUGAUAUUAUGAAGACAUUAAAAGUUAACCAUCAUACUAUAAAGGAACGCAUUAAUUCAUUAUUAGGCAUACUGUCAAUCGUCAAAUUAUAUAACAUACAACGAACGAAUUAUAUAACAUACAACGAACGAAUUAUAUAACAUACAAUGGACGAAUUAUAUAACAUACAAUGGACUUAUAUAACAUACAAUGGACGAAUUAUAUAACAUACACAUACAUGAAAAUUCAAGAUAUUAACACAUUUAAAACGCCAUGUACUUAUAUCAAGUUGUUAAUAGCUUUGAUUAAAAACUUGUAUAAACAAGGGUUUGAUAUACAUCUGCUUGUUCCAGGGGGACACAGUGUCUUUGUGUAUUCCUGUAGAUGUCAUUGUGCAGUGUCUGCACCUUCUCUGAAUAACUCGUAAAUUUUGGCGAUAAGCCUCUUAUCCAUGGGCUCAGUCCUGCAGCCUAUGUAAUUCAAUUAAUAAGAAUACAAAUGUAUUCAACACAAACAUGUACCGGUACAUAUUCAGCCUUUAUAAAAUAGAUUAAUGUUUAUAUACAAUUCAAUUAUACAAUAUGUUAUAUUUACAUCUAAAUAAAUUUAAUGCAGCAUAAACAUUAAUCCUUCGAAGUUUACUUCUUAGUAGUUUCUAUGUAAACAUACCUUAAAAAUUGGCUUUUUCUUUUAGCAAAAUCACCACCUGGGUGGUUUUGUGCUCUGACUGAUCUCGCAAAUUAAAUAAAAAGGCUUUUUGCGGUUCGGCUGUGCCAUCACAAACUGCUGAUCGCAGAAGCUUUCCUUUUUUGUCUUUCAACCCGUGCACGUCACCGGAAUCUUAAAAGUACGUGCAAAGAAAUGAAAACAUGGCUGAACUUUCAUUCCAGUAUCUAUAUUUUUAACCGUUACAUUUAACAUUGUUUACACAAAAGGCCAUGCAAACAAAAAAACAUUAAAGGUUAUUGUAAAAACAAGGGCGUGGAUAUAUAUAUCAGGGGCGUAGCUAGGCCUAAACAAAUCUGUAGGCCCGAUGGUUGUAUGUGAGUUUGGGAAUACACAACCCCAACGAUUCUUUUCUGAAUGAGAAGCAAAAAAGUGCAAUUUGGAAGCAUUCCAAGAGAAAAACAAAAGGCACACAUCUAUUUUAUAUGCACAUUACACAAACAUAAAUAUAUAUGUAAUGAUUAAAAUAAAAUCAAGCAAUACGCCCAUCACAUAGUUUAAAUAAACACCAGACUUGCUUUUGUUAUGAUAACGUUGUAUACAACUCAAAAACAAGUUUUUAUUGCAAUUUGGGGUUAUUGAAGUUUUGUCAUUUUUUCAGUUUUAGGCCCAGGCCUACAAGGGAUAUAUGUAGCUACGCCACUGUAUACCUCUAAUGUUUAACAUCUGUUGUCCAAAGUAGUGAUGCCCAAAGUAGGACGAGUAAUAGUAGUACAAACUAUCAGUGAUAACAAGAUUGACAAAGAGUAUGAGCAAUCACUUGCACUUUUAUCUGUAUGUUGUUUUAAAACAAGGGAUUGAGCUCUAUAUUCUUUGAAAGAGUUCUGCUGAGCUUUUACUAUUAAUAUGAGUAUUGUUAAUACCUCUAGUGUUAUUUUUUAACUAACGGUAACUGUUUAAGCUAUUGCAAUACAACAAAACUUUCAUUGACUAACAAAACACUAACUAAGUGGGGCACAUUUUUGUCUCAAUGAAUAAAUGAAUGAAGUAAUGAAAACAUUUCACUACCUGAAAAUCCGAAUACACGAAAACUUCUCUAAUAUCGUUUAAGCCUCACAAUCCAUUUUCUUUGAUGGUUUUGGUAAGAAGCGUUUUCCUCCUAUAAUCCUUUUAUCAGUAGUGACUUAAUAAUGAUUGUCAAUUGAUGAGUGAAUUCCUUCCUUUUGCUGUUGUCUCCUGUUAAUAGUUUUAUAAAUACUAAUUUGUGGUUGAUUAUAAACAUGAUUCCCAUUUGUUUGUUAUCAAUUCUGGAUAUUUAAGUAGCAGUUUAGUUUAUGGUAUUUCAUAAUUGUCACUUAUCACAACAAUUGAAAACACAAUUUAGAAAGGCAUACAAAGGAAAUGGGAAACAUGUCUAUUAAUUUUCCUAAUGAGCUUAUGUUAUUUGUGUUAAAAAAAAUCAAAAUGAAGCCUUAUUUACAUUUACUCAAUA
Mya arenaria is the source of this 2950-nucleotide messenger RNA. RefSeq names its product glutathione S-transferase omega-1-like. The record is from RefSeq and is a predicted model, not a curated record. Lineage: Eukaryota; Metazoa; Mollusca; Bivalvia; Myida; Myidae. Gene Ontology annotation, cellular component: cytoplasm. The coding region runs from base 75 to 812 and encodes 245 amino acids. The transcript has 5 exons. Gene Ontology annotation, biological process: glutathione metabolic process. Gene Ontology annotation, molecular function: glutathione dehydrogenase (ascorbate) activity; glutathione transferase activity.